AUGCCUGCCUCUUCAGCCGUAGAACCGGUCAGCUCUGCGGGCGUCAUUGAGGCUACAGUGCCGCCUUCAGAACGCAGCUCGGUGUCGGAACUCGACUGGAUCGACAAGGAGAAGGAAGCGCUACCUGAACCCGCCCACGGCUUUCCCGCGCACACCUUCGUCCAGAUUGGAGACACCGACACAGGAGUCGCCCUUCAAGUCUCUCUCGGCCCCGAAGCUCUUGAUCCGAAGUUCUCCCUCUCUGGCUUGCUCCAAAGAUACGCAAUUGAAGGAACCGAUGUCUUGCAGAAAGACGCGAUCGAAAACAAGAGGUUCCAGUCACCAUUCACAUGGCCGAUGCGCAAGAAGAUGGUCGUCCUGUCCGGUACAUUUCUCGCGUCUCUGCUCUCCGCCUACUCUGCUGGAGCAUAUGCGCUGGCCGCUGAACCUCUUCGACAGCGAUGGCACGUCACCGAUACAGAAUACAAUAUUGGGAUCACUCUCUUUGUCGCUGGCUUCGGCUUUUCGCCCAUGAUUCUAGCGCCGGUCAGCGAGGCACACGGGCGUUACUGGGUCUUUGUCGGCUCGGGUUUGGUCUUCUUCUUUGGCACUCUAGGCUGCGCUGUCACGAGCAGCUAUCCCGGGAUGCUGGUCUCUCGUCUAGUGACUGGCUGCGGAGCGGCCGUCUACGCGGCUCUCACUGGCGGAGUCGUGAGCGACUUGUACCACAAGGAGCACCGCAACACGCCUAUGACGCUGUACUCGUUGUCCAUUAUGUUCGGAACUGGGAUGGGCCCUCUGGUCAGUGGAGCUGUUGUUGACAGCUUGGGAUGGCACUGGAUAUUCUACCUCCAGCUUAUCGCCAUCGGUGUGACUACUACAAUCAUAUUCUUUUUCUUUGAGGAAACUCGCAGCAACGUCAUCCUGACUAGGAAAUGCCAGUGGUUGAACGGCAAGAAACUCAGAAGGGCGGAAUCUAGGCAGCGGGUCUUGUUUGCCGUCGGCUCAGGGCAGGCCUUGAAAGUCGACAUCAGCAUCCUUUGGACCAGCUUUGCGUUUCCUCUACGGCUACUCGCUACCGAGUCCGUCGUCUUCUGGUUCUCAUUAUGGUUGUCAUUUGCAUGGUGUAUACUGUACAUGCAGUUCAGUAGCAUCGGCUUUGUGUUUAGGCGGACGUACGACUUCUCGAGUACAGAGGUGGGAGCGGUCUAUACUUCAGUCAUUGUGGGAGCUAUUCUCGGCUCUAUCCUCGCUGUGGCUCAGGCACCCAUUACUCGCCUACUGCUACCGCGUAGCACAAUGACAAACACGCCGGAGCAACGUCUGCUUUCUCCCUGUGUCCAAUCCAUCUUCCUGCCUAUCGGCCUAUUUUGGUUUGGAUGGACUUCGAGGCAGGAGAUUAGUUGGAUUUCACCAGCAAUAGCCAUUGGAUCCUGCACCUUGGGCAUCUUUAGCAUCUAUCUCGCUGUCUUCGACUACCUCGCCGACACAUAUCACCGAUACGCCUCAUCCGCGAUCGCCGCCUCUAGCAUGUGUCGUAACAUAUUAGCUGGAAUCUUCCCGCUGAUCACGAGCAAGAUGCUUACCAACCUGACAUUGGGUGGUGCGGGAAGUUUGUUAGGAGGGCUCGGGGUGUUACUGACAAUCAUCCCAUGGCUGCUUUUUUUCUUUGGUCGAAAGAUCCGAGCCCGGAGCCCCUUUGCCAGAGAGCUGCAAGAUUCCUAG
This is a messenger RNA of Thyridium curvatum, 1704 nucleotides long. RefSeq lists its product as uncharacterized. The transcript has a single exon. Gene Ontology annotation, molecular function: transmembrane transporter activity. The coding region runs from base 1 to 1704 and encodes 567 amino acids. NCBI's taxonomy places the organism in Eukaryota, Fungi, Ascomycota, Sordariomycetes, Thyridiales, Thyridiaceae. Gene Ontology annotation, biological process: transmembrane transport. The record is from RefSeq and is a predicted model, not a curated record.